This is a messenger RNA of Dreissena polymorpha, 2108 nucleotides long. RefSeq lists its product as uncharacterized. The transcript has 3 exons. The record is from RefSeq and is a predicted model, not a curated record. Bases 123 to 2108 code for a protein of 661 amino acids. Lineage: Eukaryota; Metazoa; Mollusca; Bivalvia; Myida; Dreissenidae.
GGCACGGCCGUUAAUCACGCGCGCCACCUCUUUUUUGCGAUGCAUUAAUAAAUGAGCCAAUGCUACUUCCGAGGUGGCGCUAAUGAGCGGAUGUUAUGAAACAGUACGGAUAAUUGUACAAGAUGGGAGUUUUUAAGGGCAGGAAACGGAAAGGCUUGGUCCUAGCUUCACGGAAAAGAUACAGUCUUUGUAAAAAGAGAAAGAAGCCUGAAUUUCAACAAAGAACAUCUGAAAGAAACCCGGGUAUGAAACGCGUUUUCACGAGUACUCCAUGUAAGACACCACAUAACAGAAGUUUUACCAUUUUCAACUCUCCGCUAUAUAAAAGAGCAAGAUUGAUGUCACCAAUCAAACAACAAGGUGGUUCCCCAUUUUUUCCAAAGGUAAAGCAAUCGAGAAAAUUAGAUUUUAUGUCAGAAAGAAAUGACAGUUUUGGAAGAGAAAAUACUAAUUCUUCAUUAGACGAGACGUACCUAUACUCAGAAAACGGCUUCGGAAACUCGCGUUUAAUGACGUCUUUCGCGGAAGGUGAUGUAGCCUCUGAAACGGGUAGCAUAUCGGUCAUUGAAAGGGAUAUUACGUGUGAGGAAUUCACGGCAGAUGACAAUACGUACACAUUAUUUAUCGACGCUAUGAAGAUCCUCCGUGAGCAAAGUGUCGAUGGGGAAAUUGUUUCGUUUUUAAAUUUAGUAUCAAGUAGACGAUUUCCGUUAGAUAAUGUUGCAUUUCAAUUGUUUUUAGAUGUUGUUAAAUGGUUUGACUGUGAAGACGUAAGAACCAUGCGCUAUAAUGACACAACUAUGAAGUUUUUCUGGCUGGGAAAGCGCUUGUUUGGGGGACGUUUUUUGCGUUUUAUGGCUGGUCCAAAACACGAAACAAGUAUUUUACAAGGUCAUUCUCAACUGCAUCCGAGUUCGUCAAAAAUAAACUUUGCAUGUCCAAGUAAUAGUGUGUUAUCACAGUUUAAUCCACUUGGCUUUGAAUUAAAUUGCGACGUGAGCACCGGCUUAAUUGAUCACAUGCUAGAUCUAGUAGCGAAAAAUUCUAAAGAAACAAUAUCAUAUGUUUUGAUGUUUGACGGAAAGAAAAUUAAGCGCGGCGCAGAUGCUGAUUUGUUGGGGUUUGAAAAAGAGCCAUUGUCUGAAAAAAAGCUGAAAUUCGAUUCUGAUAUUGCCAUAGUUUCGACAAUGCUGCAAAAAUCUAAAGAAAUUGAAGCACUGAUGGAAUGUGGCAAAUCAAUUAAUGAUAAGGUAACUAGUGACCUUUUUCAGGAAAUAAUGAAAUGCUUUAAAGUUGUCUCCAAGCACCUUAUGGCUUUAAGGCAGCUUAAGAAAAACAAGGAAAUGGCAUUGCACAAGUAUAAGGAAAAAAUUCACAAGAAUUCUUCUCUGGCUAAAACGUUUGAGUAUGCGAUUGAUUCCUGUAAAACAACGCUGUAUUUAAUAGAUAACUGUGUGGCUAGUCUGCUAGACGUUCAAUUUGUUAUAUGCAAGACAGGAGCGUACAUCAAUGGUUGUUUAAAGUUAUUUCCGAGACAUAGGGGUGAAAGUGUGAAUGUUAAUAACCUUGACAAUGUAAAGAUGUUAAAAAUUGAGCAAGCUGACAAUCUGCCAACAGAGCAAGUAAAACAGAAGACGGAAAGAUGGUAUAAGGACAGACAUGAAAUGAAAAUCACUGGAAGCACAGUGUAUUCGGCUAUUGGUUUAGACGGACUUAAACGAUGUCAGUCACACUUUGAUGGCAUUAUAAGUGGUGUGCACUCCGACGAUUCGACAGAAGCACAAAAGAAAGCGAUGAAUCACGGAAUUGCAUCAGAGACUCACGAAAUCGCAACACUCGCAGGUAUUGUAAUGCCGUUCUUAUUCCCGAACAGUAUCUAUUGUGAAGAAGGAUACUACAUUGAAAAUAAAAUGAUGGUGUCUCCGGAUGGCAGUCUUCGUGAUAAUACGGGAUUGAAUGUAGAGUGUGCUUUUGAAGCAUUACAGUGUACCUGCGAGAUACAUCCCUCAGACAGUUUUAGAGGCAAAAGUUACAGGUUCUACCAAUGGUACUAUAUAUAUGUGCUGGACUUCAGAAAGUACAACAGUAUUCAAGGUUCCUUUCAAUAA